AAAAUCCAAUUGAAAGUUUAUGAAUUAUGCCAACCAAUUUCUCACAAUUGAACAUGGUGUUCACCUCCACGCGCCCUCCAUGGUCUUUAUAUAAGCCAUGACUUGUAAAAGCAGAAAAGGAAAGAAUCUAUAGUCAUAGACAUCAAGGACAAGAAUCCAAGCGGAGACCCGGAGCCGCUUCUCACCCAUUUUUUUGGAACACCAAACCACCCAAAAGUCAUUUUAUCAAAUUCCCCUUAACCACAGUUAGCUCCAAAAUUCUAUAUGUAAAAUAAACCAUGGUUACCUAACCCACCUCAAAUUGGUAACCAUAUACAUUUCUCCACAUGCACUUUGGCUCUCUCUAUAUAUUUCUCUGUAUUCCCUUCCCACCCAAAAAAACUUAUUUUUAUAUUUUUCUGUAUUCCCUUCCCAAACUUAUUUCUUCUUCUUCUUCUUUCGUAUUUUCUUAUGCUGAAAGGUCUCUCAGGAUGAGUUGCAAUGGCUGCAGAGUUCUCCGAAAAGGGUGCAAUGAAAAUUGCAUGCUUAGGCAAAGUUUGCAAUGUAUAGACAACCCUCAAGCCCAAGCACACGCCACCGUUUUUGUGGCCAAGUUCUUUGGCCGUGCCAGCCUUAUGUCUUUCCUUUACUCCGUGCCUCAAUCUCAACGACCUGUUUUGUUUCAGUCGCUUUUGUUUGAAGCUGUGGGUCGGGCGGUGAACCCCGUGAGUGGAGCGGUGGGAUUGCUAUGGAGUGGGAACUGGAACGUCUGCCAGUCGGCGGUGCAGAAGGUGCUUCAAGGAGGCGCGUUGGAGCCGCUACCCGAAUUUAGCGGCCGGGUUUCAGGGUCAAACUUUGAGGAUGUUUCAGAAACGGUUGGUGGAUACGGGCAGUGUUUCUUGACAAGAGAGGAAGAUUUUAAGAAAAGGAAGGGUUUUGGUGACGGGGUUAAAUGUCAAGCAACUGAUCUUGAUCUCUGCUUGAUGAUCGGUGAUGAUAGAGCAGUGAAGAGGACGAGAGAAGCUACGCCGUCAGAGGAGUCCGAAACAACGACAUUGGGAAGCCGCUCUGGAGAUGGCAGUAGUUCAAAGGGCGAUGAACAAAAACUUUUGAGACUGUUCAUCUGAGAAAACUUUUCAAUCGUUUAUUUUGGUAUAAGUUAAGGAACUAUGAGAUACGAUCUUUCUUUUCUUCUAUAUUCGCCACGGUGAAGUUCGAUGAGUUUUGUAGUAUUUUCGAAUUUCCCUUAUAUAUGUAAAAAAAAAAAAAUUAUGUAUGAGUUUUUAUUGAAUAAG
This is a messenger RNA of Durio zibethinus, 1274 nucleotides long. Its product is annotated as LOB domain-containing protein 39-like. The record is from RefSeq and is a predicted model, not a curated record. Lineage: Eukaryota; Viridiplantae; Streptophyta; Magnoliopsida; Malvales; Malvaceae. Gene Ontology annotation, biological process: regulation of gene expression.